GCUGUCACCAUGGUUACUGGAAAGCAUCUGGCCAACAUGGGCUACCGGGCCUUUUCGGCCUCCAUGAUGUUGCUGACUCUCUACGGUGGCUACCUGUGCACCAUGCGGGGCUACCGCUUUAUGCAGAGGCAAAAGGAACUCAAAAUGGCUGCCGAAAACCAGGAUCCAGAGAUGAUAAAAGACUGAUGGACUGUAAUCCCUCCACCCCCAAUGGGACAUUUGAACACGAGUUUGUAUGCUGGAGUUGUCGGUGUGAAAUGAAAUCUUCGACAAGGAACGAUGAUAACUAAUCGUUUGGUCUUCGUGCAGCGGUUCCCAACCACUGCAUUGUGGGAAAUGAUCCAAUCUCAUUGAAAUGGUUUGAAAUGUGUUUAUUUACUAUAAAUAAUGUACUUUCAUUCAUGUAGCUAUGCCAGAGACAAAAGGACUAAAGAAUUAAAUGUACUUCCACUA
Molecule: messenger RNA, 453 nt
Organism: Syngnathus acus (greater pipefish)
Lineage: Eukaryota; Metazoa; Chordata; Actinopteri; Syngnathiformes; Syngnathidae
Product: cytochrome c oxidase assembly protein COX14 homolog
Exons: 1
Coding region: 10-186 (58 amino acids)
Source: RefSeq, a predicted model, not a curated record